AGAGCGGGGUGCGGCCGGUGGUGAGUGCGUGCGGCAGUGAGGCCGCUGUGUCCACGUGCGCGCGAGGCGGGGGGAGCCCUUCCGGAGCGGUGGGUGCUGGGUCCGGCCCUGCCUGGGGCGGCUGAGCUGGGGAGAUACUGCCACCACCAUGGAGGGGAUUGUGACCAUGUAUCAGGACUUCAUGAAGAAAGCAGACCCCCGCAUUGCUGAUUAUCCACUGAUGCAGUCCCCGUUCCUUGUGAUGGGCAUCCUUCUGGCAUAUGUCUACUUUGUACUAUCCUUGGGUCCUCGGCUAAUGGCCAACAGGAAGCCUUUAAACCUGAAGAAGUUCAUGGUGCUAUACAACUUCUUUUUGGUGGGACUCUCACUUUACAUAGUCUAUGAGUUCCUGAUGGCAGGAUGGCUUACUGGGUACACCUGGCGAUGUGACCCUGUGGACUUCUCACAGGACCCCAAAGCCCUCCGGAUGGUCAGUGUUGCUUGGCUCUUUGUCUUCUCCAAGUUCAUUGAACUGACAGACACGGUGAUCUUUGUCCUGAGGAAGAAGAAUGAACAGGUCACAUUCCUGCAUCUCUUCCAUCACUCUGUUCUGCCUUGGAGCUGGUGGUGGGGAGCAAAGUUUGGUCCAGGGGGAAUGGGCUCAUUCCAUGCCAUGAUCAAUUCCAUGGUGCAUGUUGUCAUGUACUUCUACUAUGGGCUCUCAGCAGCAGGACCUGCCUUUCAGAAGUACCUGUGGUGGAAGAAGCACAUAACAGCCAUCCAGCUGGCGCAGUUCGUGAUUGUCUCUGUCCACAUCUCCCAGUAUUACUUCAUGCCCAGCUGUCAGUACCAGUUCCCCAUCUUCAUCCACCUCAUCUGGAUUUAUGGGACCAUCUUCUUCAUCCUCUUCUCCAACUUUUGGUACCAGUCCUACACCAAGGGCAAACGGUUGCCCAGGGUGGCUCAGCAAGCAGCCCAGCACAAUGGUAGCAGCAUCCAUGAGAAUGGCACGGUCACCAACGGCAAGAUCAAAGCCAACUAGAGGGCAAGGCCCUCCCAGAGCCAAUGAGAGCCCCGGGGCAGAGGCAGCUGGGACCUGUUCCCCUGCUCCUGGGUGCCACUAGCCAAGUCAAGUGCCUACAGACUGUUGUACCCCUGUGCCCAGCCCUCCUGUCCUCUGUCUGCAUGCCCAGCCCCUCUGCUCUGAGCAGCCAUGGGCAACUUCUCCUGCUCCUGGGAGGGCUCAUGCUCAGUGUUGCUGAGCAGAGAGGCAGCUGCCUGCAUCACAGCUGUGGGGCUGCAGUCCCAUUCCAGUGUUUCCAAAGGAUCUUCCCCCAAGUGCCUACAUCUGGCCCUUCUGCCUGGGGGCCAUUUCCUUCUGAGUAGGACCAAAAGAAGAGACCGAUCCCUGCCCUGGUGCCCUCUCCUCUUCCCUGUUUCAUCAGAGCCUGUGUGGAUGAGCAGACUUGUCCCUGGUUGCUUGCUGCCAGCCCAAGUGCUCCUGCUCUACCAUGCCUUGUGCCACCUUGUUCCAUGCCACAGUGCUGCAUGUCCCUUCUGAUGGCUGUGUGUCCAGAUGGGGGGGACCCUGCCCUGGUGUAUCUGCUCAGGUGGGGCGGUGGAAAAUGCAGGGGCAGUGGUAUGGGACUCGAGGGCCCAGCCUGCCCAGUACAGUAACACAUGCCCUGUGCCUAGUACACAGCAGGGGUUGUGACAGCCUGAAAUUCCUCCCCCCACAACAAGCCCAGGCUGCCUUGCCUUCCAGUGCCUGGGCUGGGUGCUUAGCGUGUGCUUUAGCCACACUUACCUGAUCCUGUAUGGCAGCUGGUGGCCUGCCCCACAGUGGGGGAGGCCAAGCAUAGCCUUGCCUUGGACCACUUCCACUCCUGCAAACUCGACUUGAGCAAUAAUUGCCCCUAGAAUUUGCUCCUGGGCUCUCCUGCUUGGGACCAAGCCCUGCUCUGGCCCAGCAUGAGCACAGCAGAGGAUGGCUGUAGUGUGCCCUGUUGUGGUGUAAUAGUGAGCACCUCUGUGGAUCCAACUGAGCCUGAUUGAAGGUGUACUCUGCCCUAUAGCAGGGCCGUGCGGUAGCUCUACUGGGCCUGGUGCCCAUCACCUGCUCUGGCUGUAACCAAAAUGAUGCUGGUGGCCUUGAGGAUGAGGUGAAGAAGCCAGACCCUGUCAGAUUGGGCUGCUCUUCUAUCACAAAUAAACAAACAGAAGGAGAAAUGA
Molecule: messenger RNA, 2211 nt
Organism: Calypte anna (Anna's hummingbird)
Lineage: Eukaryota; Metazoa; Chordata; Aves; Apodiformes; Trochilidae
Gene: ELOVL1
Product: ELOVL fatty acid elongase 1
Exons: 8
Coding region: 149-1021 (290 amino acids)
Biological process (GO): very long-chain fatty acid biosynthetic process; fatty acid elongation, polyunsaturated fatty acid; fatty acid elongation, monounsaturated fatty acid
Cellular component (GO): endoplasmic reticulum; endoplasmic reticulum membrane
Molecular function (GO): fatty acid elongase activity
Source: RefSeq, a predicted model, not a curated record